Molecule: messenger RNA, 1571 nt
Organism: Pimephales promelas (fathead minnow)
Lineage: Eukaryota; Metazoa; Chordata; Actinopteri; Cypriniformes; Leuciscidae
Source: RefSeq, a predicted model, not a curated record
GAAAUCAUGCAACAUACUCUCCUUAUCUGUGUACAUCAUUCACUCCAAAGCCGAUGCGCUAGGCUGAAUUAUUUAUGACAGCAGUAAUGGACAAUCCCACUUCCAACCUGAAAAGUCACUGGUGUUGCGGGUAUCUGGCGAUCAGAAAUUAAAAGUCCUGCCACAUGUUUACUCAUGACCUCAGUCAGCUGAUCCGAUCUGUGGAAAAAUGCUAAUUAGCAAAUCCAGGAGACUGGAACAAAAUACAGAGGAGGACUUUUACUUUCUGAACCCGGACUCUCUGGAUAUUUGUGUUAUUUUCUGUCAUGUUCUAUUUCAAUCCAUCUGUGAAAACAAAAUGUGUUUUAUGAUCAUAAUGUUCAGCAGAUACUCUAACAGUGUGUGUGUGUGUGUGUGUGUGUGUGUGUGUGAUUGACAGAAGUACUCCAGGUCUUGGCCGCCCCAACAUGAGGGAAGAUUCAGAUCGACUCAAAAAUCUGAGGAUUGUGCUGUUGGGUAAAACUGGAUCAGGAAAGAGUUCAACGGGAAACACCAUCAUCGGCGGCUUUGAGUUUGAGCAAGGUGUGUCCACUAAGUCUAUUACUAGACAAUGUCAAAGACAUGUGACUGCAGUGGAGGAGGAUAAAACCAUCUCAGUGAUCGACACUCCAGGACUAUAUGAUACGGAAAUGAGUGAAGAAGAACUGAAGAAAGAGAUCGUGAAGUGCAUCUACAUGUCUGCUCCUGGUCCUCAUGUGUUUCUGCUGGUCAUCAGACUGGGCGUGAGAUUCACAGAAGAAGAGAAGAAAACAGUGAAAUGGAUCCAGAAACACUUUGGAGGAAAAGCUUCUCAUCACACCAUCAUUCUGUUCACUCACACUGAUCAUCUGAAGGGGCUUUCAUUAGAUGACUAUAUCAGUGAGCGUAACGAUCUCAAGGCUCUCGUUAACGAGUGUGGUGGCAGAUUUCACUCGUUCAACAAUGAAGACAUGAGUAAUCGCUCUCAGGUCACAGAACUGCUGCAGAAGAUUGAUGAAAUGGUGAGGAUCAAUGGAGGACAGCACUACACCAAUGACAGAUUUCAAGAAGCCCAGAGACGGAUUGAACAAGAGGCUUCAAAACAAAAACUGGAAGUCAAUGUGCAAACCGCACUAACAGCAACAGGAGGUGGGGUGGUGGUGGUAGGAGCGGCAGUGGGAGCGGCAGCACUAGGAGUGGCAGUAGUACUGGUAGGAGCAGGAUUAGGAAUGAUAGUAUCAUUAUUUGUAGGAGCGGCAGUAGGAGGAGCAAUAGCAUUAGGAGCGGUAGUAGGAGUAGCAGCAGCAUUAGGAGUGGUACUAAGAAGGGCUGGAGGAGAAGGAGGAGCAGUAGGGGUGGCAGUAGGAUGGGCAGUAGUAGUAGGGCUAGCAGUAGGAGCGGGAGUAGGAGGGGUAGUAGUAGGAGCGGGAGUAGUAGAAGUGGAAGUAGAAAAUAAGGGAAUUGUGUCGGUGGCAGUGGCACUAUCAGUAGUAGGAGGAGUCGUAGCAGCAAUAGCAGCAGCAGCAGCAACAUUAGCAAUAGCAAAAAGAAAAUAAGGGCCAUAAUUGAUCUGA